Ogataea philodendri is the source of this 414-nucleotide messenger RNA. RefSeq lists its product as uncharacterized. NCBI's taxonomy places the organism in Eukaryota, Fungi, Ascomycota, Pichiomycetes, Pichiales, Pichiaceae. The coding region runs from base 1 to 414 and encodes 137 amino acids. The record is from RefSeq and is a predicted model, not a curated record. The transcript is spliced from 2 exons.
AUGUACUCACCAUCGUGGAUCAUCACGGUCCAGAAGUUGACAAAAGUGAAAAGAAGCAGAGGGCCAGUGAAGCCAUCUGUGGAUAAAGUAAAUUCCGCAGUCGGUAAACAUAAUGAAGGAAGGAAUCUGAUACAACAGAGCCCACCAGCCUCCUGUUUGCUCGUUCACGUGAUAGUAAAGUUUAGAGUGGCCGUGGAGUUCCAACAAGAACCAAGGCACGGUCAACAAGACCAUGACCGGGAUAGACGAAAGCGCUUGCUUGAUUUCCAAAGACAUUUGGUUCUUGAGGUAUCUUGGGUGGUUGAAAUUGGUUUUGUCGUAAACAAAGUGGUACGAUGCAGCGGCAACUCCAAAGUACAAGAUCCAUCCAAAAAUGGUCAUAAUGAUAAACAAAGAGAUGGACUGUCUGAUUAG